UCGAGACUGAUUUUUAACAACUCGAUGCAAUUCAUUAUAUUUAUUUAUAUACCAAAUUUUUAAAAAGUAUCUCAAAUCUCACCUCAUGUUGUAAACAAUUUGACGCUGAAUUGUGUUGCUGUUUUAUGUGCCCAUAUUGAAUUGUAAUAUUUAUUAUAAUAGUGCGGUUGGAAUGAAGAAUCUUUGAGUCAUUAAUGUUUUGCUGGCAAUCUACUUCUAUCUUUUGUCAAAUCUUUACGACGAAAAUGUUAUGUUUCAGACAUAUAAGUAUACAUAUUAAUAUUAAAGGUACAGUAUGCAUUUACCCAUAACAAUCGGACGUUAAAAAUAUUUACGAAUACGUCAUAAAAUUUGUCGUUAAAGGCCUAAGCAUAUUUUGCAUAGGUACCUUUAUACAUUAUAUUCUAUUGAUACAUGCGAAUAUGCAAUAUUACUGUUUAACGUGACGUAGGUAAACUUGUAUUAUAUUAGAGAUUCGGACAACAGUUGUAAAAACUCGUCCACACGGUUGUUUAGUCGGUCAAUGGUGGCAGUUAAAAAUUAUAGAAAUAAGUAUUAUUCUUAAGGUCUCUUUUUUUGGACAUUGCGUCUUAUUCCUAUUUAUUUUAAUGUUUUUCAAAAAUUAAAUAAGUAUUGAAAAUCGAUACUUUCUACAUAACAUGUUGUUUUCAGUGACAUUCGUUUUGAUGUGGAUACAUUAAAGUGUUUUAUUAUUAUUAUUAUUUAUUUGAUUAACAUUUAGUCAGUGAUUAUAACAGCUUGGCAAUUAUUUUAGUUAAUAGUUAUACCAAAUUAUGACAAUAUAGAAAGAUAGAAAACAAAAACAUAAAUACAAUAUUAAAUAACGAAACCAGUUUCCAAUACGAAAUUAAUUAUAUUUUUGAUGACCGCUACAGAUUUAAUGUUGAGUAUAGAAAAGAGGUCGAGGGGAUGUUAGAAAAUGUCAGGUAACUGAACAAAAUUAUAUGCUUGUAAGUACUUAAAAGAGGGACAGAUUAAGAAUGUAUGAGAAAGAUCGCGAUGCUUUCAGUUAAGUGUAGUGUAAGUACAAGGAGAAGAGUCAUAUAAACCAAGUUCAUAAGUGUGAUUGGAUAGAAUCCCACUGUGCACAAUGUGUUUCAUAACGUUUUGGGGACGUUAUUAUAGUGUUUCAUGAUUAACGUUGCUUUGUAACAUAAGCGCGAUAUCACCGGUUUGUUUUUGUGUGCUAUACAAAUUUAUAAACAAUGAAGUACCACAUGUAACGUACCAUAGAUGUUUUUGUGUGCUGUUUAUAGUUCCGAAAAAUCUGGUAUACAUGGAACGUCCCGGCAGCGUUAUCGAAGGGCUCUUGUUAUAAUUAGACGUAGCGCGGCGAUAUUGUUUCCCAAUUUUUGGGUAAUACCCCGAUACCCGUAUACAUGGUCCAUAAUAAACCGUAUAUCCAUAUUUUAUAUUUAUAUAAUGUUGUUAUUUAUGUUAUCAUACACUAACUCAACAAUAUAAGUAAUCGACAAUAAUAUAAUCGUCAAGAUUUUCAUUAUGUCCUGUACGUCUGACUAGUUUGUUUGUCUUAUGCUACAACACGCAUACGGCACUUUUUAGUAUUUUAUACUAUUUUAUACUGUUUCAAUUCAACAACCGCAUCGAGCCAUCGAAAUUCAUAUUUUAUUAUGGCCGAUAAUAAAAGAAAGGUUUCUCCAAAGUGGGUGGUUGUCUUAUUCCCUGAUUACAGGGAAUAUAGUGUAGUACCAAUAAAUUGGCUAACUCUAACUGAUCCUCAGUUUUGCUACUGGCCACCUGGCAAAGUGGAUAGUGAUGUCCUACAAAUGGCAGAAGAGCCUGAUUAUACAUGGACUAAGUACAAGGUUAAAGUCCAUGGUGGGAACAAAACUUUUGAUAAUUUUAGAAAAGCAUGGUACCAACAGGUCGAAAUUGAAAAAUCCACAACAGAGACUGAAAUUGAAGAAUAUGAAGCCUCAAAGCCCAAAAGAAUUAAAAAGGUGUCUGCUAUGAAAAAUAAAUCUCUAUUUGAUAAUAUAUCAGAUCAAAGCAAUGAUUCGGAUGGUAAUUAUUUUGAAGUAAUGGCUUCAUCUACAAAUUAUCCAUUACCUGUACCUGUACCAGUUACACCGGAAGGUGCAAUAGCUUCAACAAGUUAUUCACAAACAGUUGGUGUAGAAUUAAGGCAAGAAGAUUACACAGAGUUGAUGCCAACAACAUCAAAUCAAACUAAAAAUGUGUGCUCAACGUCAGACAUUUCACUCCAGCCAAGAAAAUUAAAUGAUACAUUCAAUGAGAUUAAUCUUCAACAAGAUAAUGAUCCAACCAUAAAAAUGAUGUUGAAUAGAAUUUUGAUAAAAAUAGCAAAUAUAGAAAAUAUUUUAUCUAAAAACACCGAAGAUAAAUCUGCAUUAUUAGAUGAACCAUUUUUAUCCAAAUUUCCAAUAACUAACCCUGAAGGAUUGUUAUUAGUUGAAUCUUGUAUAUUGAACGAACAUAGCUUUGACUCAAAACUGAAGUUUUUUAUUCGAUCAAUUGGUGGUAGGGAUGGCAAGGAACAUAUAGUUAGAUCAUUGUCUAAAAUGUUAACAAAUGAAUAUGCAGGAAAAUGUACCAUGAUUGGUCGUGGAAAGAAUAUUAUCACUAAAAUGGGAGAUACUGAAUUAAUCAAAAUAUUAACAAAAGUUGUUAAAGAAAAUUCUAAAAACAAUAUAACCAAUUCAGAUAUAGAAGUAGAAAUUGCUGAAUGGUUGAGACGUGCUAACACAAGACUUCAUAGGGAAAAACAAAAUUAAUAACUUCUAAUACAUAACUAUAUUUUUAUUUAGUUUUUUACAAAAGACUGUAAAAUAAGUAAUAUUUUAACUGAUUGGUUUAAACUUUAAAGGAUACAUUAUUUUUUGUUUUUGUUUAGAUUGUACAUAAAAUACAUUAGUAUAAACCUAAAUUUUUGCUUGCAUUUAAUAUAUUAAUAUUAUCAAUGUUGUUUGUUUAAAUGAUAUUGUACUCGAUCCUAUUGUAAUUGUUAAAGAGAUUAUAAACAUAACACCUUCGCCUUAUUUUUGUCUUGCUGAUAGAUUAUUUGAAAAAAUUUUCAUAAAAGAAUUGAAAGUAACUAUUAAUAUUAAUAAUAAACGGGACAAAUAUAUUAUGUUAAAGAACAGCGAUUUUGUGAUUGUUAACAAUAUUAUUAAGCCACAACAUGAAUUAGGCUUCAAGUUAAUUGUACAAAAAUUUUUGGAUUCUUCCUCUCUUUUUACUGAGCCAAUUGUAUCUUCAAUUAUUGGCUUACAUACAGUAAAUCCUAUUGUUUUAUCAAAAAACUUCACAGUUGAUAUUUCUGAUAUAAAAUAUAAAUGCUUUUUUAUUUAUUUAUCAAAUGAUAAAGCUAUA
This is a messenger RNA of Rhopalosiphum padi (bird cherry-oat aphid), 3375 nucleotides long. RefSeq lists its product as uncharacterized. Lineage: Eukaryota; Metazoa; Arthropoda; Insecta; Hemiptera; Aphididae. The coding region runs from base 1653 to 2777 and encodes 374 amino acids. The record is from RefSeq and is a predicted model, not a curated record. The transcript has 8 exons.